AUGUCUGCCCACCUCCUUCCCAGCCAUAGCCCGGAUGGGCGAUUCUCAAUGUCCGUCGACUCCGCGGAAGGCUAUGACAUGUAUCAGACCGAGAAAGAACAGCCUCUGCUCGAACGGGUUUUGCAGCGGCUGUAUCUCUUGUUACGGUCGAUGAGAUACCGUCACGGCUAUAGACCUCUCGGCCCAGCCUUCGCCCAGCCUCGCUACCGACGCGUUUGCUUCCGACUAGCAUACUAUGUCUCCGUCUUGCUGUCGGCCAUUCUCCUGCUUGUUGUUCUCUUUUCCACAUGUUUCCCCUCAUAUACCCAUCUUCCACCUCAUUAUCUGUCACUUCGCGAGCGUGUCUCCAGUUCAAAUUAUCCCGGCCGGGGGAAUCCGCGCAACGAGACUGUGUUUAUCGCGGCGAGCCUUUAUGACCCCACUGGUCAACUCGCACGUGGCCACUGGGCCUCCAGCAUCCUCCAACUCAUCGACCUUCUUGGAGAAGAUAAUGUCUUUCUCAGCAUUUACGAGAACGACAGCGGAGACGAGGGCGAAGCAGCUCUGAAAGAGCUAGACGACCGAGUUCCGUGCAACAGGUCUAUAGUGUAUGAGCACUUGGACAUCGAUGAACUGCCCAAAGUCACCAUUCCGGGAGGGGAAGAGCGCGUCAAGCGUAUUACCUACUUGGCGGAGACUCGCAACCGUGCCCUUCGACCGCUCGAUAAGCCCACCACUCGGUAUGACAAGCUUCUUUACCUGAACGACGUGGCUUUUGAUCCCGUUGAUGCACUGCAGCUCCUGUUCUCUACCAACAUCGAUGACAACGGGGUAGCGCAGUACCGAGCUGCGUGUGCUGUUGAUUUCAUCAACCCUUUCAAGUUUUACGACACAUACGCCACUCGCGACUUGGACGGCUAUAGCAUGGGCCUCCCCUUCUUUCCAUGGUUCUCAGAUACUGGAAACGGCCAGAGCCGCAAGGAUGUUAUUGCGGGGAAAGAUGCGGUACCGGUUCGCAGCUGUUGGGGAGGAAUGGUAGCAUUCGACGCCCAAUUCUUCCAGCAAGACACAAGAACAAAUGUCGAGAUAGCCGGCGACAGCCUUCCAGCCCGCUUCCGCGCCUUGCGCGAUGAAAAUCUCUUCUGGGACGGGUCCGAGUGUUGCUUGAUCCACGCGGAUAUUCAGAAGCCGUUGCAUACCGAAGAAGGAGAUGAAAAGAAUCAAGUUGAAACUGGAAUAUACAUGAACCCCUUCGUGCGGGUUGCCUAUGACACCAAAACUCUUUCAUGGCUCUGGACUACGCGUCGCUUCGAGAGUCUCUACACCCUCGUUCAUAACAUCGGUGAUCAUCUUGUCGGGCUGCCUUGGUUCAACGCCCGGCUGGGUGAGGUUCCUGGGGAGACUGUGCAGGACGAGAUCGUUGUGUUUGAUGAAAAGGGAGAAGGUUCUCUCCAGCCUAUCGAGCGAGUCGCUAGACACGACGCCUUCUGUGGACGUCCGGGAUUGCAAGUGGUCCAGCCGCGGGAAGAAGGUAAAAAGGGCUGGCAGACGAUACCAAUGCCGACGUGA
Messenger RNA from Aspergillus mulundensis, 1548 nucleotides. RefSeq names its product glycosyltransferase family 69 protein. The transcript has a single exon. Bases 1 to 1548 code for a protein of 515 amino acids. The record is from RefSeq and is a predicted model, not a curated record. Lineage: Eukaryota; Fungi; Ascomycota; Eurotiomycetes; Eurotiales; Aspergillaceae.